CCCAGCUGUGUUUCCCUGAAGAGUGACACAUCAAUGAACGUUCCACUCGCCUUCAAAGAGGGACCUUUUCCUACAGAUCAAAGGUAAAUGUGCAUUUAAACAAACACUGUUUAUAACACUCAGACUCUCAGUCAAAUGGCACCCAGACACAUACAAGCUAUGAAGAUUAAACACUUAUAAUAAAUGCUUCAAUUUUUACCUUUAUCAGAUUCCGUCACCUUUUAGAAUUUGAACAACAUUGGGUGUUAUUUAUAUAGAAUUCAGUAUAUAGUACAAGCUUGCCACCUUGAGCACCUGGUUCAUGCAGCCAUUUCGGGCACUUGAUACACGCCGACCACUUGGGCCACUUGGUACAUGCCGGCCACUCAGGGCACUUAGUACACGCCGGCCUCUUGGUACACUUGGUACACGCCGGCCACUCGGGUCACUUGGUACACGCUGGCCGCUCAAGGCACUUGGUACACGCCGGCUACCCGGGGCACUUGGUACAUGCCGGCCACUCAAGACACUUGGUGCACGCUGGCCACCCAGGGCACUUGGUACAUGCCGGCCACUUGGGACACUUGGUACACGCUGGCCACUUGGGGCACUUGGUACACACCGGCCACCCCAGGACACUUCAGAGAUUAAGUUGUGAGCUGAGCAUCAAGGCCCCCUGGAUCCUAAGCAUGGACAGUGAGGUAAGACAGUGAUCAGGCUCACUGGCCCCCAUCCUCCAUACGCUGACUGGCAUGUUACAAUAACACUUUCCCAGAGUGUUAAUUCAGAAUAGCGAGAAACCUUGUGCUUAUAUCACAGCUACUGCCUCACUGUGGUCAUUCAAAAGAUUGCAUUAUUUUCCCAUGUUUGUCUCAAAUACAUUCAUUUUUAUUAAAAUUACCCCUCUGUCAUUUAGACACCGAGCAUUAAUGAUGGCUAACUAACCUGUCAGAUAACAUUAGCUAUUUCAACACCUGACAAGUCAAAACAUAGCAAGCUAGCGACAACAUAACUAGCGUUGAUUGAUGUAAAUCUAGUGCAACCAUGAAAUGUAACAUGUAAAUGUAGGCCAUUUUUUAUUCACAUGCUUUAUUAUUUAAAAGUUACAGUAUUUUAACAUACAUUUCCAUGUCAGUGUCCUGUUAGCUAGCUACCUAGUGAUGUGGAUGUGGUCAUCAUCCCAGCCAGCAAGUUAGGGGGCUGCCAGGUCUACUUGACGUGACGCUCACGCUCUCGGACUUUCAUUCUCACGCAAGAAAUCUGUACAGUAAAAAAGAAAUCUGUACUGUACUGUUAUUCUGUACAGUAUCUGCAGCAACAGCAAUUUUAAUAGGGAGAUUUUCAGUCUUUCUGCUACAUUUGUGUAGAUGAAUUAAAGUCUUUAUUUAUGCCUUAUUCACAGAGACCAAAUGGAAGAAUGCGGUUCAGAUCUACAUGAUAAAUCGGGUUUAUCAUCCAUAUUGAAGUCACUUGAGGAAAAAGCCGUAAAGUUCCUGAAGGAUGAGCUAAAGAAGGUUGUGAGGUACCUAGAUCAGAAUUACCCAGAAUGCUCUGAGCCCCAGCUGAAGGAGGACAAUGACAUGGACAGUGAUGGUCAGAUGCAGAAGACCUGUGGUAGAGAGGGAGCUCUGAAGAUCACACUGUACAUCCUGAGGACCAUGGAGCAAAAUGAUCUCGCUGACGUACUGGAGAAAAGACAGCUCAUGCUGAAACAUCAGCAGGAAAUCAAAUGUAAAUUUAAGAAGCAAUUUGAGUGUGUAUUUGAAGGGAAAGCUAAGGAAGGACAGCCAACACUUCUCAAAGAGAUUUACACAGAACUCUACAUAACUGAAGGUGGGACUGGAGCAGUCAAUGAUGAACAUGAAGUGAGACAGAUUGAAACAGCAUCCAAGAAAAGGCGAACAGAAGAUACUACAGUCAAGUGCAAUGAUAUAUUUAAACCCUUAUCUGGGCGUGAGACACCAAUCAGAACUGUACUCACUAAAGGGGUCGCAGGUAUCGGGAAAACAGUCUCUGUGCAGAAAUUCAUUCUCGACUGGGCAGAAGGAAAAGCAAACCAGGAUGUUCACUUCAUAUUUGCUCUUCCUUUCCGGGACCUGAAUUUGAUUAAGGGUGAAUACAGUCUGAUUGAACUGCUUCACCACUUUUUCCCAGAUCUGAAAUCACUUGAAUCCACAGAGCUGUUUAGGUACAAAGUCUUGUUAAUCUUUGAUGGUCUGGAUGAGUGUCGCCUUCCUCUAGAUUUUCAGAACAAUGAGAGCUGGUUUGAUGUAACAAAGAAAACGUCACUGGAUGUGCUGUUAACUAACCUCAUUAAGGGGGAUCUGCUUCCAUCCACUCUCCUCUGGGUAACCUCCCGGCCAGCAGCAGCAAAUCAGGUACCUCCUGAGUGUGUCCACCAGGUGACAGAGAUACGAGGGUUCAGUGAUGCCCAGAAGGAGGAGUAUUUCAGGAAGAGAUUCAGUGAUCAGUGCCAGGCCAGCAGGAUUAUCACACAUGUGAAAUCAUCAAGGAGCCUCUUCAUCAUAUGCCACAUACCUGUGUUCUGCUGGAUUUCAGCCACUGUUCUUGAAAGGCUUUUUAUUGAUACUGAGAAGGGAGAAAUUCCAAAGACCCUGACUGAAAUGUACACACACUUCCUGAUCUUUCAGUUAAGUUUAAAAAAUGACAAGUAUAUGACAAACUAUGAAACCGAGCUUAAGGAAUCCAGCAAGGAAUUCCUUUUAAAACUUGGUAAACUGGCUUUUGACAACCUUGAGAAAGGCAAUCUCAUAUUUUAUGAGCAAGAUCUGACAAAGAAUGACAUUGAUGUCAAUAACGCUUUAGUUUACUCUGGAUUGUGCACAGAAGUCUUUAAGGAGGAAUGUGGGUUGUCUCGGGAGAAGGUGUACUGCUUUGUGCAUCUGAGCAUCCAGGAGUAUCUUGCUGCUUUAUACAUGUUUCUGUCAAACUCAUCAGCUGACCUGCUGAAGACUGCAGUGGAUCAGGCAUUAAAGAGCGAGAAUGGACACUUGGACCUCUACCUCCGCUUCCUCUUGGGCCUCUCAACAGACUUCAGUAAGACUCUGUUAAAAAGGCUACUGGGACAAUCAGGAACCAGCUCACAUAACAUUAGGAAAACAGCCAAGUACAUCAGGGGCAAAAUACAGGCGAAUUUAUCUCCAGAAAGGGCCAUCAACCUGUUCCACUGUCUGACUGAGCUGGAUGACAAUUCUCUAGUACAAGAAGUACAAAGAUACCUGAAUUCAGGAAGUCUUUCAGCAGAAGACCUCUCACCUGCACAGUACUCAGCUCUGGCCUUUGUGAUGCUGAUGUCAGAUGAGGAGCUGGAUGUGUUUGAUCUGAAGAAAUUUAUCAGAUCAGAUAAACAGCACUGCAGGCUGCUGCCUGUGGUCAAGAACUCCAGGACGGCUCUGCUGAACAACUGUGAUCUCGUAGAUAAACACUGUGAAGUGCUGACUUCAGCUCUCAUAUCAAACUCUUCCCCCCUGAGAGAGCUGGACCUGAGUGACAAUGACCUGAAGGAUUCAGGAGUGAAGCUGCUCUCUGCUGCACUGGGGGAUUUACACUGUAACCUGGAGAUAUUGAGACUGUCAGGCUGUAGAGUCACAGAAGAAGGCUGUUCUUCCCUGGCUUCAGCUCUGAGGUCAAACCCCUCACACCUGAGAGAGCUGGAUCUGAGCUACAAUCACCCAGGAGACUCAGGAGUGAAGUUGCUCUCUGCUGUACUGGAGGAUCCCAGCUGUAAACUGGAGAAGCUGCAGGUGGGCCAGUGUGAACUCACAGAGAAAUGCUGUGAGGUGCUGGCUUCAGCUCUCAGAUCAAACUCCUCACCCCUGAGUGAGCUGGACCUGAGUUGCAAUGACCUGCAGGAUUCAGGAGUGAAGAUGCUCUCUAUUGGACUGGGGGAUUCACACUGUACGCUGGAAACACUGAGGGUGUCAGGCUGUAGAGUCACAGAAGAAGGCUGUUCUUCCCUGGCUUCAGCUCUGAGGUCAAACCCCUCACACCUGAGAGAGCUGGACCUGAGCUACAAUCACCCAGGAGACUCAGGAGUGAAGCUGCUCUCUGCUGUACUGGAGGAUCCCAGCUGUAAACUGGAGAAGCUGCAUGUGGAUCACGGUGGAGAGUGCAGGACCAGACCAGGCUUACAGAAAUACUCCUGCCAGCUGACACUGGACCCCAACACAGCAAACAGAGACCUGUCUCUGUCAAGGGGGAACAGGAAGGUGACACGGGGGGGAAAGGAGCAGCCAUAUCCUGAUCAUCCAGAGAGAUUUGACGGCUGGAGCCAAGUUCUGUGCAGAAAGUUGAGUCUGACUGGCCGCUGUUACUGGGAGGCUGAGUGGGAUGGAGAUGGAGCCUGGAUAGGAGUGACUUAUAAAGGAAUCGGGAGGAAAGGAGGCAGUGCUGACUGUGUGCUUGGAUUCAAUGACAAGUCAUGGAGUCUGUGCUGUAAUCCUGACAGAUACUCUGUCUUGCACAAUGAUAAGCUGAUUCUGAUCCCCAUAGAGCCCUCAGGCUCCCGCAGAGUAGGAGUGUAUCUGGACUGGGGGGCUGGUGCUCUGUCCUUCUACAGAGUCUCCUCUGAUGGACUGACCCUCCUGUACAGAUUCACCUCCUCAUUCACUGAGCCCCUCUAUCCAGGGUUUUAUGUUUAUCCAAACUGCUCAGUGUCGCUGUGACGUGUUGCUGAUUCUCCUGGCAAAAAGGUCAAAUCUCUGCUUUUUAAACUUUAUGUUAGGUUGAAGAAACUGUUAUUAAUCAUUUGUUAUCAUUUCUGUAUAAUCAGCAAUGAGUGUAAAUAUGUAUAUACAUUAUUUUGUUUUCCUUUAUCUUCAUACUUUAGAUUAUAUUAGUUUACACGUAUCCUGAGCACGUGUUUAAAUAGUUGUCCACCUGAGGAAAACCAGAACUUCUUCUUACUCUCACAGUCCUUUCUUUGUUCUCACUCCAAGACCCCUGCGCCCCAUUGACUAUAAAUAAAGGUGCCAAAGGGAACCACCCUUUGUAACACAUUCCUUUGUAGCACAUUCUGCUGAGAGUGUGGGUACCCUUGCGCAAGUAAAACUUUAAGUGUGUUGUCUCGUAAUUAAUGGUGUGUGCAGAGUUGGAGUGGAAAGCCUGACGCUUUCUCCAACACUUUAUCAUCCUUUUUACUCUGAAAUCUAUGUUUGACAAAAAUAAAUGACUGUGUUCAGCCAUCUGAAUAAACAAGAAAAAUAUAAUUUUAUAGUUUUUCUCUCUGACUAAAAUAUAACUAAAUGUAAUCCUGAUGAGUGAAUCCCCGUAUAUGUACAUUUUAUAUGUUUAUGCCUAUUUACUGUAUUUCCUCCCUGUACAAUGAGAAUAAAGGCUUUCUGUUCUGUCCUA
Messenger RNA from Brienomyrus brachyistius, 5352 nucleotides. Its product is annotated as NACHT, LRR and PYD domains-containing protein 12-like. The record is from RefSeq and is a predicted model, not a curated record. Gene Ontology annotation, molecular function: protein binding. The transcript is spliced from 10 exons. Lineage: Eukaryota; Metazoa; Chordata; Actinopteri; Osteoglossiformes; Mormyridae. Bases 1389 to 4664 code for a protein of 1091 amino acids.